Molecule: messenger RNA, 2506 nt
Organism: Macrosteles quadrilineatus (aster leafhopper)
Lineage: Eukaryota; Metazoa; Arthropoda; Insecta; Hemiptera; Cicadellidae
Product: hemicentin-1-like
Exons: 6
Coding region: 714-1703 (329 amino acids)
Biological process (GO): synapse organization
Cellular component (GO): neuron projection membrane
Source: RefSeq, a predicted model, not a curated record
UUUCAACGUCAUUUUCCACUAGUUUUGACAAGUGACCUUCGUGAUUUAAUUACUUUUACCGUUUACCAGUGAAAUGUGACCGACUGUAGUGAGUUCUUGUGAGUACGAGUUGUUUCAACCUGAUGUUAGUAAAGGAUGUACCAAAGCUUCAGUUUUCAUGAAUGUGGUUGUGAUGAAUGGAAACCUACACUAUGGGUGUGUUACGGUGGAAAAUAUUCAUCUUGAUAGACUUUAGAUGAAUAGGUGUAACUGUAUCGUGAUCAUAAGGUGAAAAGCGAUUCAUAUGCUUAGCUGUGCGUGAUACAAGUGGUGUUAAAUUAAUAAACAAGCCACAGAUCCAGCUGAUAGUGCUAACAACGGUGAUUUAUUUUAUAGUUAACGAAACACGCUCCUCUGGCAAAAAUCUCGUGUUUGGUGGCGCUGUUUUUUAACGGGAGAGCAAACAAAAGAGUCCAUUUAAUGGAACGACGAUAAACAUCUGCCCGUUUGUUACCGAUACAAAGACCGGACCAAUAACCGUGAUAAAAUUGUCGACGAUCCUGCGGGUAUUGCCAAUAAAAUUAUGACUCCCGCUUAUCUACCUGCGCUGGCGCUUGUAUUUCCUCCGCUCAUCGUUACGGUGGAUAUCUAAAAACGAUUCCCUGCGGUGGAACAUUGUGAUUUAUUGAAGCCUCUACAGUGUAUAUUGUGUUUUGGAUACUCUGACUCUGGACAUGGCCAUUACAUAUCUACAUGCAUCCCUGAGGUUCAUCUCUCUCGCUGCUGCUCUGACGGGGACGUCCUUCGUAAAAGGAUCUCCUCCACCAACAGGAGAGUCGUCCAUUGUGUCAAUAGGAGAGAGUCCCACGAUCGCCAGACCGCCACCUCGGCCCAUAUCCAUGUCUGGGGGAGGCAGCAGGUACGCCGAGCCGCCAAGGGUCGUGGAACGACCCUACUUCGAUGACGUGGGUCCUAGGAACGUCACAGCUGUGGUUGGUCAAGCCAUCACUCUCAACUGUCGAGUAAAACAUCUUGGAGACAGAACUGUGUCCUGGAUGAGAAAGCGAGACCUCCACAUCCUGACCAGUAACAUCUUCACGUACACUGGUGACGGGAGGUUCGGAGUGGUUCACCCUGAAGCCAGUGACGAGUGGAACCUCAGGGUCGAGUACGUCCAGAAGAGGGACGCAGGGAUAUACGAGUGUCAAGUGAACACGGAGCCCAAGAUUAGCUUGCCUAUCAUGCUCAAUGUGGAAGAGUCUAUUCCCGGACCUCAGGCACCAAAACAGGGCCCCGCAAUCUCCAAACAAGCGGCUGGUGUUGCAGCGGCCCAAGCGAACAUUUGGGGUCCCGAGGAAGUCUACGUCAAGAAGGGCUCCACCAUCAGUCUCACUUGCUCCGUCAACAUCCACUCGACACCGCCCGGCUCGGUCCUCUGGUACCAGGGCGUUUCCGUGGUGGACUUUGACUCUCCCCGAGGGGGCAUCUCCCUGGAGACGGAGAAGACGGAGGCUGGGACGACCAGUAAACUGUUGGUCACCAAGGCAGCUCUAACAGACUCUGGAAACUACACGUGUGUGCCGUCCAACGCCAACCCAGCCAGUGUAUACGUGCACGUGCUCAAUGGAGAGCACCCAGCAGCUAUGCAGCAUGGCGGUACAAGUCACGUGAUCAGCUCGACAUUACCAGUCCUAGUGACAUUCUUUGUAACCCUUCUGAGGUGAUCCGAUGGAUUCUUAGUGUAAAGCGAGUAUUCAAGUACAAGCAGGACUGUGGGAACAGACGAUAGAACACUUAAAUAUUGUGAGGCCUAACACUUAUCAGGAAUCCGAAGAAUACCAUGUGGUUGUGCAUUUUGUCAAGUAUAUAAGUUGUUUUUAUACAUUUUAAGACGUUGUGUACAAAACCGGGUUUAUCACAAUUUCAAAGUAAAAAGUUUGGUUAACUCUUAUUCAAGGAGUUGAGUAAGACACAAAUUAAAUGAAUUUAAUACUAUUUUCACAAUUUUUAGGUUCAGUUAUACUUUUAUGAUACAAUCGAGUUUUGUUUUAUAUCUAAUACAUCCAAUCAAUAUUCAAAAUCGUUUAUUUAUUAUUACUACCUGUAAUAUUACAACACAUUUAGAUUGAUUCAGGGUAAUCAUGGUCUUAUGUUCAUUUGCGAAUUUGAAAGAGUUCGUUACUGUUAUAGCUUAGACUGUCAAGACUAAAGGCAACCGUUAAAAAGAUUUUUGACUGAUGAUGUAAAAACUGAUGAACAUGUAUAGAGUAAAUUACAAAUAACGUAAUUGUAGGUAUUUUACAACUAGAUUAUCAUGAAGGCUUUCAAAGUCGAGUGUAAAUAUUGUACAUACAUUCCUUGCAAUACAUGUGAUAAUAUGUUUAUUAUUGUUUUUAAAGUAAAGUUUAGUUAUUACUAAUUGUAACGUUAUGUAAUAACUACUUCAUGUACAAAUUUAUCUUAACAUUUAUUCCAAGAUUAUAAAUAGUUAUAGAGAUUCUCAGAGAUAAAGUAUAACUGGUUUGGA